AUGAUUGAGGAAAGUGGGAACAAGCGGAAGACCAUGGCAGAGAAGAGGCAGCUGUUCAUAGAAAUGCGUGCUCAGAAUUUUGAUGUCAUACGACUAUCAACUUAUAGAACAGCUUGCAAAUUACGAUUUGUACAAAAGCGAUGCAACCUCCAUCUUGUUGAUAUCUGGAACAUGAUUGAAGCCUUCCGAGACAAUGGCCUUAAUACACUGGACCAUACCACUGAGAUCAGCGUGUCCCGCCUCGAAACUGUCAUCUCCUCUGUCUACUACCAGCUGAACAAGCGCCUUCCUUCUACUCACCAAAUCAGUGUGGAGCAGUCGAUCAGCCUCCUCCUCAACUUUAUGAUUGCUGCAUAUGACAGUGAGGGCCGAGGCAAGUUGACCGUAUUUUCAGUUAAAGCUAUGUUAGCAACGAUGUGUGGUGGAAAAAUGCUGGACAAAUUGAGAUAUGUUUUCUCCCAGAUGUCAGAUUCCAAUGGCUUAAUGAUAUUUAGCAAGUUUGACCAGUUUCUGAAGGAAGUUCUGAAGCUCCCAACAGCUGUCUUUGAAGGGCCAUCUUUUGGUUACACAGAGCACUCAGUCCGCACCUGUUUUCCACAGCAGAAAAAGAUCAUGCUAAAUAUGUUUUUAGACACAAUGAUGGCCGAUCCUCCCCCCCAGUGCCUUGUCUGGCUACCUCUCAUGCAUAGGCUUGCCCAUGUUGAGAAUGUCUUCCACCCCGUGGAGUGCUCCUAUUGCCGGUGUGAGAGUAUGAUGGGCUUCCGGUACCGAUGCCAGCAGUGCCACAACUACCAGCUCUGCCAAAACUGCUUUUGGCGUGGCCACGCCAGCGGCCCUCACAGCAACCAACACCAGAUGAAGGAGCACUCCUCCUGGAAAUCCCCUGCAAAGAAGCUGAGCCAUGCAAUUAGUAAAUCUUUGGGGUGUGUACCCACCAGAGAACCCCCACAUCCUGUUUUUCCUGAGCAACCAGAGAAACCACUUGACCUUGCAAAUAUAGUUCCUCCUCGUCCUCUGGCCAACAUGAACGACACCAUGGUGAGCCACCUGUCCUCUGGGGUGCCCACCCCCACCAAGAGGUUACAGUAUAGCCAGGAUAUACCCAGUCACUUGGCCGAUGAGCAUGCGCUGAUAGCCUCCUAUGUGGCCCGUCUGCAACACUGUGCACGUGUCCUGGACAGUCCUAGCCGACUGGAUGAGGAACACCGGCUUAUAGCUCGCUAUGCUGCCCGGCUGGCUGCAGAAGCAGGAAACGUGACUCAAGUUAUGGCUUUGGAGGAGGAGGAGGAGAAAGAGGAGACCCGUCCUCCUACUGACUUGAGCUUUAACUUUGAUGCCAACAAACAACAAAGACAGCUUAUUGCAGAACUGGAAAACAAAAACAGGGAGAUCCUGCAAGAGAUUCAGCGUCUCCGUCUGGAGCAUGAGCAGGCUUCCCAGCCCACCCCCGAGAAGGCCCAGCAGAACCCCACGUUGCUGGCUGAGCUGCGGCUGCUGAGGCAAAGGAAAGAUGAACUGGAGCAGAGAAUGUCGGCGCUGCAGGAGAGCAGGCGCGAGCUGAUGGUUCAGCUGGAGGGGCUGAUGAAGCUGCUGAAGGAGGAAGAGCAAAAGCAGGCAGCUCAGGCCACAGGAUCACCACAUACAUCCCCCACUCACGGAGGCGGCCGCCCGAUGCCCAUGCCUGUCCGCUCAACGUCUGCUGGCUCCACCCCCACCCACUGUCCGCAAGACCCACUGAGCGGAGUCGGGGGAGACAUGCAGGAGGCCUUUGCACAAGGUACGAGGAGAAACCUCCGCAGUGACCUGCUGGUGGCCGCCGAUUCCAUCACCAACACCAUGUCAUCCCUGGUGAAGGAGCUCCACUCAGCAGAGGAAGGUGCAGAGGAAGAAGAAAAGAAGAUGCAAAGUGGGAAAGAAAGAGAACUGCCUCUCCCAGAACCUGCCACCCAUGGUGUUGGGAGCUGUAAAUCCAGUUUGCUCGCUCAGAGUACGCUGGUGUAUGUCCGAGGAGGGAAUGAAGAAGGCCCACGGCCUGGGAGCUUGGUGCCAGAACUGGAAGCGGAGCUGGGUCUCCGGAUGCUGUCCUCAGACCUCAGAUCGGGAGUACCCCCCACAAAAGAGAAAGCCCCUUUCCCUAAAAAGGAGCACGAGUAUUAUCGACUCUUUGCAUCUUCUGAGUUGAAAGGCACAGGGGACAUGCAGCAAGCUGGCGUUGACAUGAGGAAGGCGAGAUCUUCCCCCAGAGGCGCAUUCCUGUCCAUCUUUCGGCUGCACACCUGGACCAGGCUUGCAGGCUGCCAGACGUCACUACCUGGCAGCAAGAGGGGAGCCCAAGCCGGUGGGAAAUGGGAGGGACUGCCUGAUGCCGCUGCCGCCGCUGCCAUCCUUGCCCAGCAGGCGUCCAUCCCCUACCAGCAAGAACUCUAUCUGGAGUUGGACCCAAAGCCUCUGGAAGUCCUCCCCACCCACAGCUCCUCAGAAUCCUGGGCCUGCUGGUCGGAGCCCCAGUCUUCCUGA
Messenger RNA from Puma concolor (puma), 2517 nucleotides. NCBI's taxonomy places the organism in Eukaryota, Metazoa, Chordata, Mammalia, Carnivora, Felidae. The record is from RefSeq and is a predicted model, not a curated record.